This is a messenger RNA of Pisolithus orientalis, 1389 nucleotides long. RefSeq names its product auxin efflux carrier. The coding region runs from base 1 to 1389 and encodes 462 amino acids. NCBI's taxonomy places the organism in Eukaryota, Fungi, Basidiomycota, Agaricomycetes, Boletales, Pisolithaceae. The transcript has 8 exons. Gene Ontology annotation, biological process: transmembrane transport. The record is from RefSeq and is a predicted model, not a curated record. Gene Ontology annotation, cellular component: membrane.
AUGAACAUCUCCUCUGGAACACUCCUUUGGGUUUCUGUUCAACCCCUUAUACGCCUCCUCCUUAAUGUAGGAUGUGGAUUUGUGAUGGCAAAGCUUGGAAUCCUCUCUCCGGCCUGUUGCACGAGGUAUAGGUCAGAUUGUACUUGUGAGGGUAUCGCAUUCCCAAUGUUGAUGUUCUCAAAGAUUAUUCCGGUUUUUAAUUCACAGAAUAUCAGCGCGCUUGGUCCACUCGUUCUGGUGGCCUUGACUUAUGAGACCAUCGGGAUAACGCUGUCAUGGCUUAUCAAGCAAAUCUUCUGGGUUCCACACAGAUUUCGGUACGGCAUCCUUAUCGCGGGUGGAUGGGCCAACGUAGGAGAUAUUCCAACAUCGGUAGUUAUGACGUUAAUGGCCUCUGCACCCUUUAAUGGUACUCAGGAUGAAAACUUGGCAGUAGCUUACCUCGCAGCCUUUCUCCUGGUUUUUUGCGUCACACUGUUCACAUUUGGGGCUGUGAGGUGGUUAGAGACAGAUUUCGAUGGCCCAGAUAUAGAAGAUGAAGAAAUACAAGCACAACUUCGCCUCAAACAGAAAAGAGUGAUUGGCAGUCUUGCGAGGCUUGGCACUUGGAUGCUAUGCCGCCGUAGCAAAAGAACCACGCCUGGAGGUGCUGACAGCGACCUGGAGGCAUGCGAAACGGUGAUAUCUACGGAAGAAAAUAUUCAUUCUGAAAAUGCAACCUCAGUCCCAACGGCCCUGGGGACCGAGGGUAAAAAGGAAAAUUUAGAGACAACGGCCAAAAUACGCGUCCCCGCGACAAGGCGGAUACUUCGCGGUUUCUGCAAUGCGGUUCGCUCCGCUUCAUCCCCACCGUCACUCUCUAUUGUGAUAUCUUUUAUCAUAUCAGUGGUUCCGACGCUGAAGGCACUGUUCGUCGCUGGUGUUCCAGGAGUGAACAUGCCGUCCGCCCCCGAUGGUCAACCUCCACUUGCCUUCCUUCUAGACACGGCAACAUUCAUUGGAGCUGCCUCUGUCCCUAUCGGCCUAAUGACUCUCGGAUCUGCCAUAGCAAGGCUCGAAAUUCCGAGCGGCAGUUGGCGGAAAUUUCCUCUUGCGUCCAUCGGUGCCCUUGCAACCGCACGCUUAGUCGUUAUGCCCAUCCUGGGUGUUCUAAUAUGUCAAGGCCUAACUCACGUCGGCUUUAUCAGUGCUGAGGAUAAGGUGUUAAGAUUUGUUUGCAUCUUCUUCUCAUGCCUCCCUACCGCAACGACACAGGUCUAUUUAACGCAAGUGUACUCCGGAACAGGAACCGCUGGACAUCUUUCAGCAUACUUGAUUCCUCAGUACAUUCUGAUGAUUGGAACCAUGACGGGGCUGACGGCGUACACGCUCCGACUGCUUUUUGGUUAA